AAAGCCCGACAGGAGGAGUGGGACUUGGUAUUGGGACACUAGCGACUCUUAAAUCCAGCCGCUCCUCUGUUUUUACGCAGGAGAUUUUUGAAGAAACAAACAACAAAACGGGGGGAGCCAAUAGAGAAAAGUAGCGUAGCCUUCCAUCGCCGGUAUUUUGGCAUCUUUUGAAAUUCUUCUCAGCCGCGGAGACACUUGGGGACCGAGGGACCUACCAUGACCAGGGCCGUGGAUGCCGUGCUGACCGUGCUGCUCACCGUCUCCCUGUCGUGCCGGGGCGUCCUCGGCGGCUACGGCAUGAGCCUGUUCGCGGCGCAGACCUCCCCGCCGGACCCCUGCUACGACGAGCACGGCAACCCGCGGCGCUGCAUCCCGGACUUCGUCAACUCCGCCUUCGGGAAGGAAGUGAAGGUGUCCAGCACCUGCGGCAAGACGCCCGGCCGCUACUGCGUGGUGACAUCGGCGGAGAAGGGAGACGAGAGGAUCAGAAACUGUCACACCUGCGACGCCUCGGACCCCAAGAAGUACCACCCUCCGGCGUACCUGACGGACCUCAACAACCCCCACAACCUCACCUGCUGGCAGUCCGAGAACUUCAUCCAGUACCCGCAAAACGUCACCCUGACGCUGUCCCUCGGCAAGAAGUUCGAGGUCACUUACGUGAGCCUACAGUUCUGCUCGCCCCGGCCCGAAUCCAUGGCUAUUUCCAAGUCCAUGGAUUACGGUAAAACUUGGGUACCCUUUCAGUUUUACUCGACCCAGUGCAGGAAGAUGUACAACAAGCCGAACAGAGCCGUCAUCACGAAGCAGAACGAGCAGGAGGCCGUCUGCACGGACUCCCACACCGACAUGUACCCCCUGACCGGGGGGCUCAUCGCCUUCAGCACGCUGGACGGCCGGCCGUCGGCGCACGACUUCGACAACUCUCCCGUGCUGCAGGACUGGGUGACAGCCACGGACAUUAAAGUCAUCUUCAGCCGGCUGCACACGUUCGGCGACGAGAACGAGGACGACUCGGAGCUGGCGCGGGACUCGUACUUCUACGCCGCUUCGGACCUGCAGGUCGGAGGGAGAUGCAAAUGCAACGGGCACGCGUCUCGGUGCGUAAAGGACCGGGAUGGGAGUCUGGUGUGCGAGUGCAAGCACAACACCGCCGGCCCGGAGUGCGACAGGUGUAAACCUUUCCACUACGACAGACCGUGGCAGAGAGCCACGGCCAGGGAGGCCAACGAGUGCGUCGCCUGUAACUGCAACCUUCAUGCCCGAAGGUGUCGUUUCAACAUGGAGCUGUACAAGCUGUCGGGGAGGAAGAGCGGAGGAGUCUGCCUCAACUGUCGCCACAACACAGCAGGUCGCCACUGCCACUACUGCAAGGAGGGCUACUACCGAGAUCUGUCCAAACCAAUCUCACACAGGAAAGCCUGCAAAGCAUGUGAUUGCCAUCCAGUGGGUGCUGCUGGCAAAACCUGUAACCAAACCACAGGACAAUGUCCCUGUAAAGACGGCGUGACUGGUAUCACGUGCAACCGCUGUGCUAAAGGCUACCAGCAGAGCCGCUCGCCCAUUGCCCCCUGCAUAAAGAUUCCAGUUGCACCUCUUACAACCCCGUCCAGCAGCACAGAGGAGCCAUCAGACUGUGACUCUUAUUGCAAGGCGUCUAAAGGCAAACUGAAAAUCAACAUGAAGAAGUACUGCAAGAAAGAUUACGCUGUCCAAGUGCACAUCCUGAAGGCAGACAAAGCCAGCGAGUGGUGGAAGUUCACCGUCAACAUCAUCUCCGUCUACAAGCAGGGCGAGAGCCGCAUCCGCCGCGGGGACCAGUUCCUGUGGGUCCGUGCCAAAGACGUGGCCUGCAAGUGUCCUAAAAUCAAGCCUGGGAAGAAGUACCUGCUGCUGGGGAAUGACGAGGACUCCCCCGGCCAGGGCGGAGUGGUGGCAGACAAAGGCAGCCUGGUUAUCCAGUGGAGGGACACGUGGGCGCGCAGGCUCAGGAAGUUCCAGCAGCGGGAGAAGAAAGGCAAGUGCAAGAAGCCAUAAGCGAAAAACGUUGGAGAGGAUGCCAGAGAAGAGGAGAAAUUAAAUACAAAAUCUGAGCGGGUGUUUUAAAAAAAAAAAAAAAGAAAGAGAGAUGGACAGAGGACCAUGGACAGAGAAGAGACUGUUUAUGUCGCUGCUUUUUUGUGUAGAAGCAUGAAGAGAAUUAUUUAGGAUGAUUUGUCUUUUCUAGUGAACUUUUGUUGAAGGAGCUCACCUUGCAGAUUUGGUUUUAUGGUUUAUGUUACUUUGAGAUUUGUCUCUCUUGUGGAUUUGCCGAAUUUGCACCUAUUACCAGUAUAUAAAGUUAUUUGUGUUUGAUUUUGUUAUCUCAGUAUGAAAUCAUUAUAUUUUAUGUUUUAAUUUUAUGGACAUUUUCUGCUGAUGCAAAAAUGACACAGAAAACCCACUUAAUAACCACUGCAAUUUUGCCUCUGCACGGUUUUCUUAUUGUAUUCUUAGCUAAGAAGCUUGUUUCAUCAAAAGUCUUCACUGAACUAAUUGAGGCAGAAAUAUUUCUCAGAAUUGUGCCAUAAAGACAACUGUUUCUAAGCAACGUAAAUGGAUAGUAUAUUUAGCUGUCAAUUUGAUUCACUUGUUGUAAAAAUUCAGGUACAUCUACAACUCAACAAACAAGAAAUCUAUUGCCCUUCAUUUUUAGCUGUCAAGCCUUGUACAAAUUUAGAAUAUGUCGGCAAAAGAACAAGACCAAGGAUAAAGCACAGUAUUUACUGAAGCAUAUUUGGCCUGACUAAUCUUGAGCAUAUUUUUAUUCCCCUAUCUGCCCCCUUCAGACUUCACUGGUUAAAUUUUGGUGGUUCAGUAUUUGUACAAACCUGCAUGUGAACGCUUCUAAUUUGCAGCUGUAAUGUUCAGUUCUCUAAUUGGUGCUGCUGAUGGUACUAACGUUAAAAUUACGCUUUUUUGGGGGGAGGACAGAAUGCAUUUAAAAUCAACGAUUUCACCCUAAGUACUUACAGUAAUUGUGAUUUUUUUUUUAUAUUUCACAACUCCAGCGGGAGUUUAACAACUGACUUACAAAAGGACAAGAGGUCAGCCACAUUGAUUGUUAUAUAAAUACUAUGAAAACAUCACAAAUUCAUCAGUUGUUCAUGGGUAGAUCUAAUAAAUAAUAAUGUAAUGAAUCUUAUUAAGUGGCUACAAAAUAAUAUGUAAGUUUGUUUUUGUUCAUCAACACUUUAGUGACAAUAUCAUACUUGUUCUACCACAAAAUGACUAGAGUUGUGAAAGUUACCCCAGGUUCGGCAGGUUGUGCAAAGUGGAAUGCGACAUUUGAAUUGUGCGAGUGAAAGCUGCAGCUGCAGGUACUGUGUGCUCUCGAUGCUGACAAUACUGACAAAGAAGUGCAUAUCGAAUAUCACAAGUGCAACAACGUAGAUGUUUGUAUGAUCAAUCUCUUUAGAAAUUUAUUCCCUCAUACCACCUCAUGAAAAACUCUGUACAAUGUGUUAAAAUGUAUCUUUAAAGACAAAGGAAGAAAAAUAUCCUUUUUUAAUUGACCUUUGCCUCUCACUAAGGUAUUACAAUAUAGAUGGCUGCCAAACAGUAAAUUUGAAAGGGUGUAUUUUUAUGUGGAACAUAAGUAAGAUAUUCACUUAAGACUUAAUCACUGCAGAUUGUAAGAGGCAAUGCCAAUAGGCAUAAUGAAAAGAAAAUAAUUUCCUUACCUCAUAUGGUGCCAUUAGUAACCCUAACACAAAACAGAAAAAUUAAAACUGCUCCUUGAAAAAGUACUCAACAAUUAUUUGAAAACACUCAUUAAGUAUUUUUGAAAUCCACCUCACACCGGCCUGUAUUCAUCUAGAGUAAUUCCUACAGUACUAUGAGUUUGUAGAUAACUUCCUUUUAAGUCCACGCAUUCUUUUACAAACACAAUGCAUGACUGCGCAUUCACAAAAAGACCACUGUGUGACCAGUCAGAAGCUGCAGUAUCCCAUUGACCUGUCACGUUAAUUCUCUUCACUUCUACACUUGCACAGGGAGAAAUGGGGUGAAUUGCAAUCACUUGACGCUGCUCGAUUCAAACCACAUUGCUCAUUUAUUUGUAUGCAGUUCAGUUUGGAUUUCUCCAAGGAAUGCGUGGUAAAAAUCACUGCUCAGGUUUGUAAAAAGCCCACAGUGUAUCUGAUGUAUCAUAAACUGGGGUUCCUUUCAGUCCAAACACACUGUGCAACCCUUUAAUGUUGCUGGUAUUUGUUGCUUUACAGAAUCACAUUUACUAUGGCACCUUCUAAAAUGUUCCACAGCACAAGUAACUGUGUUUGAAGAUCAUUUAAAGACACAUUUUUAAUCUAAUGGACUUCCUUUGUUGUAAAUGGUAAUAAUUUUUGACUCCACUAUCUCAGAAACUUAGUCAUUUGUCCAGGAAUUUUCCGGAUGGACUGAAAUGCCUCCUAGAUGACAAAUUAGAAGGGGCUUUUACAUCCUGUGAAAUCUAAAUCACCUGGGCUGAUCUGAAAGAUACAAAGUACAGAUGACAAAGUUGCUUAAGAACUUCUCAGUAUUUACAUUUAGGGUUUGAUGGAGCUUGUCUUUUUUACUGUACAAUCAACCAAAUGAUUUUGAUUUCAGUCCAACAUGAUGCUACAGUACGCGCUGGUGGCUUCUCCAGUGCUGAUGAUGACGACACGUUCACACAUACAGUAUAUUUACAGGUUCCUACCUUUCAUUUUUGAUCCUACAACAUAACGUUACAUGGCAAUGUUUUUCUGUUUGUCACAGUGUAAUCUGUAAUCACACCUCUUUAGUCUCUGAAGCCUCACGCUGUAAAUUUUACAUCCGUCUCCUGAGCAAUGGUUUGACAAGCUUCCUGAUGAAAUGCUACACGCAUACCUGUCAAAGCAUUGCUUUGUGUUCAUACUAUGAAUUGUAAAUGUUGUUUAGUUGUCACCAUUGCAAAGUCUCUUUGCAAUGUUGUUUUACAAUGCGUACUAAUAUAUUAUGGUUAUUAUAUAUGAAUAUAUUUAAUGACACAAGACAUUGUGGAUUUUAUUGUCUUUAUCAACUUUUUUUUUUAACUUGUGGUUGUUUAGAUCGUUGCCAUUAAAGAAGGAAAUAAUAACUACUGAACACAUCAACCUGGUAGAACUAAAUUCAGAUUAUCAGUUUAAAUAAACUCUUGUUACAUUGAAAAAUCAUUUGCCUCUGUUCCUUUAAAUGAUUAUUUGUACUUAUUUUGUUCUUGAGGUAAUACUAAGGUAAAUAACAGUCAGCUGUUAUCCAUUUACUGGUUGCCACUUCAUAACAUUACAAGUACACUGGACA
Molecule: messenger RNA, 5319 nt
Organism: Xiphias gladius (swordfish)
Lineage: Eukaryota; Metazoa; Chordata; Actinopteri; Istiophoriformes; Xiphiidae
Gene: ntn1a
Product: netrin 1a
Exons: 7
Coding region: 217-2037 (606 amino acids)
Molecular function (GO): protein binding
Source: RefSeq, a predicted model, not a curated record